Danio rerio (zebrafish) is the source of this 6583-nucleotide messenger RNA. The record is from RefSeq and is a predicted model, not a curated record. NCBI's taxonomy places the organism in Eukaryota, Metazoa, Chordata, Actinopteri, Cypriniformes, Danionidae.
GAAAGAGUGAAAGAGCUCAGAUUGUGUUCCUGCUGCACAAGAGCGUCUGUACUUCUGCAGGUGAUGGUCAGCGGCUGAUUGUUUCCUGAAAGCUCUGCUAAUGUCUGCAUUGGUGUUUUAGCUGCAGUAUGGCAGAGGAGCGAGUAAAGGACUCUCUCUCAGAGAAACACAGUGUGGGUUCAGGAUCAUGUGUGUCUCUGAAGAGUGACAACUCAAUAAGGAAUCCACCAAAGUUCAGUGAGGAAACACCAUCAUCAGCUCAAAGUGUGGGUUCAGCAUCAUGUGUGUCUCUGAAGAGUGAACACUCAAUAAUGGAUCCACCAAAGUUCAGUGAGGAAACACCAUCAUCUGCUCAAAGUGUUGAAUAUGAGUCAGCAGAUUCAGGAGACAAGACUUACAGGAGACACAAGAGCUUCACAGACAAUCUCCAGUCCAUCUUCCAGAAUCUUGAGACUGUAAUAAACAGAUUUCUGAAGAAUGAACUGGAAAACUUUAGGAAAAUCUUACAAGAAGAAAACAGUCAAGAGUUUGUGAAGGACUUUAAUGAGAACAGAAGCAUUAUCACAGAAGCAGCUCUUGAUCUCACACUCUUCUUCCUGAGAGAGAUGAAGCAAGAUCAAGCUGCUGAUACUCUCCAGGGUGAGCUGUUCUUCACUAAUCAGCUUAAAUGUAGCCUGAAGAAGAAAUAUCAAAGUGUGUUUGAAGGAAUUGCUCAGCAAGGAGACUCCACACUUCUGAAUAACAUCUACACAGAUCUCUAUAUCACUCAGGGUGCGAGUGAACAGGUCAACACUGAACAUGAGAUCAGACAGAUUGAAGCUGCUUCCAGACGUCAUCAGUCACUAGAGAUACAGGUUGAAUGCAAACAUUUGUUUGAAGCAGCUGAACAAGACGAGCAGAUCAGAACUGUCCUGACAAAAGGAGUUGCUGGCAUCGGGAAAUCAGUCUCUGUGCAAAAGUUUGUUCUGGAUUGGGCUGAAGGGAAAGAAAAUCAAGACAUCAGCUUCAUAUUUCCUCUUCCAUUCAGAGAGAUGAACUUAAAGGAGAAAGAAAGACAAAGUUUAAAAGACCUCAUAACUCAGUUUUUCCCAGAGACUAAAGGACUGAACCUUACAAGAAGCACACGAUUCAAAGUCCUGUUCAUCCUUGAUGGAUUGGAUGAAUGUCGUCUUCCUCUGAACUUUGCUGGUAAUGAGACGUGUGGUGAUGUAUCUUCAGCAGUCUCUCUGGAUGUUCUCCUGACGAACCUCAUCAAGGGAAAUCUGCUUCCUUCUGCUUUCAUCUGGAUCACCAGCAGACCAGCAGCUGCCAGUAAGAUUCCUGCUGACUGUAUCGACCGGCUGACAGAGAUACGAGGAUUCAAUGAUGCCCAAAAGGAGGAGUACUUCAGAAAGAGACUCACAGAUCAGAAUCAGGCCAGAGAAAUCAUUGAUCACAUUAAACAGUCAAAGAGUCUCUUUAUUAUGUGCCACAUCCCAGUCUUCUGCUGGAUUUCAGCCACUGUUCUCCAGAACAUACUGAAACUGAAACACAGGGCUCAUGCUGAAACACUGCAGGAAUCUCCCAAGACUCUGACACAGAUGUACACACACUUUCUCCGCUUUCAGAUCCAGCAGAGCAGAAGAAAGUAUGAUGGAGAAAACACAGCAGAUGUCUCCUGGAAUCCAAAGCUCAUCCUUUCACUGGGGAAACUGGCCUUCCAGCAGCUGGACAGAAACAAUGUGAUCUUCUAUGAGAGCGAUCUGAAAGACUGUGGCAUUGACGUCUAUAAGGCAUCGGUGUACUCAGGCAUGUGUACCCAGAUCUUUAAGGAGGAGACGGGAAUUAUUCUUGGUACCAUGUACUGCUUUCUUCACUUGAGCAUUCAGGAGUUCAUUGCAGCCCUUUAUCAACAUCUGAUUCUAGACAAUGACAAGACACGAGCAGAAAAAAGCAGAGAUGAGUCCAUGAUUGAUUUGCUGAAGACUGCAGUGGACAAGGCUCUGGAAAGUGAGAAUGGACAUCUGGACCUUUACCUUCGCUUCCUUCUCGGUCUGUCACUCCAGUCCAGUCGACAACUCUUACGAGGCCUGUUGACACAGCAGGAUGACAGAGACCAGAGCAAAGAGGAAAUAAUUGCCUACAUCAAGCAGAAACUUGAAGGGAAUCUGUCUCCAGAGAGAUCCAUCAAUCUGUUCUACUGUCUGAAUGAACUGAAUGAUCAAACUCUGCUGAAACAGAUUCAGUCUCACCUCAGUAGAGGAAGUCUGUCAUCUGCUCGUCUUUCACCUGCCCAGUGGUCUGCUCUGGUCUUUGUGUUGUUGACCUCAGAGGAGGAGCUGGAGGAGUUUGAGCUUCAGAAAUUCCAGAGAUCAGACGAGUGUCUCAUCAGACUAUCAGCAGUCAUCAAAACCUCCAAAAGAGCUCUGCUACAGGGCUGUUAUCUUACUGUUCGGUCCUGUGAGAGUUUGUCUUCAGCUCUACAAUCCUCAAACUGUGUGCUGAGAGAGCUGGACCUGAGUAACAAUGACCUGCAGGAUUCAGGAGUGAAGAAGCUCUCUGAUGGACUGAAGAGUCAACACUGUAAACUGGACACACUGAGACUACAGUUCUGUAAUCUCACUGUUCAGUGUUGUGAGAGUUUGUCUUCAGCUCUACAAUCCUCAAACUGUGUGCUGAGAGAGCUGGACCUGAGUAACAAUGACCUGCAGGAUUCAGGAGUGAAGCUUCUCUCUGAUGGACUGAAGAGUCAACACUGUAAACUGGACACACUGAGAUUGUCUGGCUGUAUGGUGACAGAGGAAGGCUGUGGUUUUCUGUCUUCAGCUCUGACUUCAAACCCCUCACACCUGAGAGAGCUGGAUCUGAGCUACAAUCAUCCAGGAGAUUCAGGAGUCAAGCUGCUCUCUGAACAACUGGAGGAUCCAAACUACACACUGGACAAACUCAAUCUGGAUCAUGGAGGAGAGACGAGGAUUACAGCAGGACCACGCAAAUAUGUCUGUUUCCUCACUCUGGAUCCAAACACAGCACACACUCGACUCAUUCUGUCUGAGGAGAACAGAGAGGUGAAGAGUGUGAGAGAGAAUCAGCCGUAUCCUGAUCAUCCACACAGAUUUGAUGGUUAUCCUCAGGUGUUGUGCAGAGAGAGUGUGUGUGGACGCUGUUACUGGGAGAUUGACUGGAGUGGAGAUGCUGGUGUGCGUAUAUCAGUGUCAUAUAAGAGCAUCAGGAGGAAGGGAGGAGGUGUUGAGUGUGUGUUUGGAAAUAAUGCUCAGUCCUGGAGUUUGUUCUGCUAUUCCUCCAGAUUCACAUUCUGGCACAAUAACACACAGACUGAUCUCCCAGUGGAGGCGCUCAGCAGGAGAAUAGGAGUGUUUGUGGAUCACAGUGCAGGAACUCUGAUCUUCUACAACAUCUAUAGAGACACAAUGAGCCUCAUCCACUCAGUCCAGACCACAUUCACUGAGCCGCUCUGUGCUGGCUUCUGGGUUAAUUAUGGAUCAUCAGUGAAACUGAGCUGAAGACUGACGAGAGAUUUACCCAGAAUCCUCUGCAGGAGCAGUCAGCAGCAGUGUGUGUGUGUGUGUGUGUGUGUGUGUGUGUGUGUGUGUGUGUGUGUCUGUGUCUGUGAGUGUGUGUGUGUGUGUGUGUGUGUGAUGCAUGUGUGUAAGAGAAAGAGUGUGCGUGUGUGUGUGUGCGCAGGUUUACUAUUGUUUGUGCAUGUGUGUGCGUGUUCACUGCUGCGUGUCUGUGUGUGUGUGUGAGUGUGUGAGUGAGAGAGAUUUGAUUUUGAUUUUAAUUGCAGUUAUUGAGUGAUUGUUCAUCUCAUUUCCACAUGUGUUAUUAUUGACAUCAGUUGAUUUAUAAAGCAAUUCUUGAUUGAUGACAGACACAGUCCAGCAUCACAACACCAUUCACACUCAACAACAGUCACUGCAUUUGUCAAGUUACAGUCAUUAAAUCCUCAACACUUCUAGAUGUUCUCCUGUGUUUAAUAAUAGAUGCAGUGUUUUGUUCAUGUCUUUGUUGAUUUCAUUUCUCCUAGAAACACAGAUUGCUCAUUUUGCUCGGUCAAUAAGAACUGAAUUAGUGGACAUUUGUAUUUCUGCAUUUGCUUUACUGAAAGCCUCAAAUAAAAACCUGUUUUGAACAGAAAUGAGGCAUUGGUGAAAAUAAAGCAGUCAGGAUAUUAAACAGUGGAGAAAGUCUCGUACACUCUGUAAAACAAUGAACAAUAGUUUCUCUCUCUGGACAAAAUGGACACGUCUCACUGAUAUUAGGGCUCAUUUGUGUUCACAGCUACAGCAGCAUGUAAUAUUCUCCACUGCAAGUGUCCUCCUCUUCUCAUCAAUGCUGCUUUAUAGAUCAUUCUCCAUUCUGCUUUCAUGACUUCUUCUACUGCCAGUGUGUUUCUCCAUACCAUGUCAGUUCUGUCUUUUAAAAUGUGCUUGUUAUUUAUUUCCACAAUAUCUCUGUCAAAUAUUUCACCUUCGGCUGAACUAACAUCAGCACUUUCAUUACAACACAGCGAUGGACUAUUAUCCCCAACAUCUCCAACAACAGCUUCAAUUCUGAUAUCAGGGAAAACUCCUCGUCAUCUGGGAUAAAAAGAUCCCGACUAGAACUCUCCAGCAGUGUUUUUCAUUCAACAUCACACUCAGUUUAUCUCAGAGUUCCUGUGCAAACCUUACUGAUCCUAUUCCCAUACAUUUAGCAAGAUUCACUCAGUCCAGUGUCUGCUUCGUCAACAAUGUCUCUCAAUCGUGGCAUUGUUUUGGAUACUGAUAUGUCCAUCAAUCCUGGAGUGUCAUCUCCUGACAAAAACCACCGGCUCUUCUAGACUCUUGGGCCCAAACAAUAGUCUCUGGAUGACCUGCAGUCUAUACGCUGCUCCUCUACUCACAAGAUCAACCAAGCCUUGACCUCCUUCAUCUCUUGGUGAGAAGAGAACACUUUGAGGGAUCCAAUGUAGGUUGUCCCAGAACAAAUUGACCAUCUCUCUUUGAAGAUUCGGUAGUAAACCAAUAGGGGGGUCUCCACACGCCAGCUUGUGCCAUAUAGAGGAUCCAGCAAGCUGUUAACUAUAAGUGUGCGGCCUCUAUACGAUAACUGGGGAAGUAACCAUUUCCAUUGUUGUAGAAGUCUUUGGAUUUUCUCAAGCGUGCCAUUCCAGUUCUUCUGAACACAGUCAUCUUCACCAGAGGUAUUUCAAGCCUCCUUUCUUCCAUGUCAAACCUCCAGGUAACUUGGGAGGGACACCGCUCCAGCUGCCCACAAGCAGGGCUUCACUCUUUCCCCAGUUGACUUUAGCAGAGGAGAUCUUCUGAAAAUCACUUACAAUAAAAUCCAGUUUCUGAAUAUCUUCCGGAUUCGAUAUGAAACAACAACAUCAUCAGCACAAGCAGAAAGAUGCAGAGAAACGUCACAAUGAGGAACACACACACCCUUUAUCUCAGAGCUUAGUUUAUUCAGCACAGGUUGGAUAGGCAGUGUGUACAACAUCCCCGACACAGCACAUCCCUGUCUAACUCCUCUCUGUACUGUAAAAGCAGCGCUCAGACCACCGUCGACUUUUAAUACACUUUGAAUGUCUCUGUACAAAACAUUGAUCAUAUUUACAGAAGCUGGGCUCAAACCAAACAUUUCUAAAAGCUUUAUUAAAUAUUCAUGUUGUAUACGGUCAAACGCUUUCUCUUGCUCUAAAGAGAUCAGUCCACAAUUAACACCCAAUUACUUCUAAAACAUCUCUAACCAAAUAAAUAUAGUCAAAAACUGAUCUAUUCGCUAUACAAUACUGUUGAUCUUGGUGUAUUACUUGACCUAUUACCUUACUCAAUCGUGUAGCUGAUGCCUUUGACAGUAUUUUAUAAUGGGUGCAGUAAAGUGAUGCUGGUCUCCAGUUGCUUCUUCUUUGCAAGUCUCCUUUAUUGGGAACACAGUAAUUACAGCUCUUCUGCAGCUUAAUGGGAGUAAACCUUUAUUCAAACUGUCAUCAAGAACCAAAAGAACAGCAUCACCUAUCACAGACCACAAAGAUUUACAGAAAUCUACUGGGAUUCAUCAAUAGCUGGAGUCUUUCCACUUCCCAUACUCAUUACCGCUGUGUAUAAUUCACUCUGUGACGAUGAGAGCUCAAGCAUGGCAUUAGAGUCUUCAUCAGUGUUUGGGAGAUCUUUAACUUCUAUAUGAUCUGUAUAAUUGUGAAUAAAAGUGAACAUCAUGUUUACGUAUGUCACUGGAUUAUAAAGUUCCUCUCCUGCAUUAUUGUUUAGUGAAUGAAUAAUUCCACUUUGGCCAUUUUUCUGUUCUAGACUAAUAAAGCUUAGAAGGAGCCUCCAUUUGUGUGAUGUUUAUUAAACCUGAAUGAAUGAAUGCUCCUUGUGCUUUCACUCCUCAAAAAUCAGCCAGCAAAUCUGUGUUUGAUUUCCGGGUUUCAGAUUGAUCACUGCUUGUAGCUGCUGUUGUGUUAAACAGGUCUGUUAGUUCAUCCUCUAGUUUCUUCAUGGAUUCAGGAACUCCUUUAGUGACAUUAAAAGUAUUUUCUUGGCAUAAUUGUUUAAUGUGAAUCUUGCCACAAUCCCACCAUUGCUGCAGUGAAGAA